AUGUAUGAACAGUUGAUGCUAGAAGAGGAGCAGGUUAAUUGGUGUCAUCUUAUCCAGCACAAUGGAGCGAGGCCUAGAGCCAUAGUCUGCUUAUGGCUUGUCUGCCAUAAUCGUUUGGCUACUAAAGCCAGAUUGAAACGACUCGGUUUACUGCAUGAGGACUGUUGUAACCUUUGUGAGGACCAUAAAGAGGACAUUGACCACUUGCUUACCAAAUGCAAAGUUACUAGGAACAUUUGGCAGGAUGUGUUAUCGUGGCUUGAAGUUAAGCGAAACCCUCAACAUUGGCAAGAAGAGAUGAAGUGGAUUCUUCAGAACACGAAAGGCAAGAGUUUCAGGGCUAGCAUGCUGAAGAUCGCUGUGGCGGAAACUGUCCAUGGUAUAUGGAGGUUUCGUAAUGAGUAUACCUUUGGUCUGAAUACAAAUAAAGAUUCUUCUACUGUUGUUCAUAGGAUCAUUGAAUCUAUAGUCUUUAGAGGUUGGCUGAAAGAUAAAUUUAGAAAGAAAUUAGCUUUACUCAUGAUGUAA
Vicia villosa (hairy vetch) is the source of this 528-nucleotide messenger RNA. RefSeq lists its product as uncharacterized. Lineage: Eukaryota; Viridiplantae; Streptophyta; Magnoliopsida; Fabales; Fabaceae. Bases 1 to 528 code for a protein of 175 amino acids. The transcript has a single exon. The record is from RefSeq and is a predicted model, not a curated record.